Aspergillus vadensis CBS 113365 is the source of this 1521-nucleotide messenger RNA. RefSeq lists its product as uncharacterized. Gene Ontology annotation, molecular function: acyltransferase activity, transferring groups other than amino-acyl groups. Lineage: Eukaryota; Fungi; Ascomycota; Eurotiomycetes; Eurotiales; Aspergillaceae. The coding region runs from base 1 to 1521 and encodes 506 amino acids. The transcript has 2 exons. The record is from RefSeq and is a predicted model, not a curated record.
AUGGUGGCUCGAAUUUUCCACAGAGUGCGUUCCCUGCUAGGUUUUUCCAGACCGAGUCCGCGCCCACAUGAAACCUACCCUAUCCACUUUAUAGAUCAAACUCCAAUUCUCCGAGAUUCAAUCAUCACUUACACAUUCCGGUAUAACUGCAUCUUGGAACCCGCUAAGCUUCAUGAUGCUUUAACACGUCUACUUAAAGCCGAGGACUGGAGAAAGCUCAGCGGUCGCCUACGUCGCAAUGAUGAUGGAAAGCUUGCUAUCCACGUAUAUGAUAAUGUCAGAGAUCACUCUCUAUUUCGUUUCUCGCAUGCCUCAUACGACGUUCCCGUACGAGAACACCCGCUGGGAAGUCGUCUGCCCCAAUCCACAGGCUCAAGGCCCUCAAUUCAGGAAGGCUGGGAUACCUUCAAAUCCUUCAGCCUGCCACCAGAUUUGCCCGCCGACAUUAGACACUACUUAUCAAGCGAUGAGCCGCUUCUAUCACUGCGAGUUGUCUCAUUCACAGACACAACACUGGUCUCCGUCACAUUUCCCCACGCAUUGACUGACGCAAAAGGAACGGUAGGCUUCCUUCAGGCCUGGUCAGCCAUGCUCCACGAACGCCCCGACCAGAUUCCCCAAGUUCUAGGUGCAAAGAACGAUGUGGCAGCAUCUAUAGGUUCCUCUGACGAUGACAAGGCCCAAGGUCCCCAUGUCCUUGAGCAGUGGCGGCUUCGGGGACUGUCACUGGUCGUCAUGAUCCUACGGUUAACGUGGGAUCUUUUCACACGAAGGAAUGUCCACAUUCGCACAAUCUAUCUACCUGCAGCAUUUAUAGCAGAUCUCCGUCAAGCUGCAUAUGCUGAGUACUACAAAGAAGAUGGAAAUGAAACGAAGCCACCUUUUCUCAGCGACGGCGACCUCAUCACAGCCUGGGUCUCGCACAUGAUAUUGUCUUCUCAAGCCAAAAAGGGAAGCCCUGCUGUAAUCCACAACAUUUUCGAUGCUCGUGGCCGUAUCAAGGGCCCAUUUUCGGCUCCGGGAGUCCACCUGCAGAAUCUGAUUCUUCCUGCUGUCGCCAUUGUAUCAGCUGCACCCGAUGGCGAAACACCCUUGUCCGUGGGACAGAUUGCUUGCCGCAUACGACAAGCAAUCUUGGAGCAGACUACAGACGAACAAGCUCGACGGUUAAUAAGGGUGUUUAGAGAGAGUUUUUCUAGUACAAAGAUGAUGCCAUUCUUCGGUACAGCCAAUUCCACUGUCAUUGCCUGCACCAAUUGGUCCAAGGCCGGAUUUCGAGAGGCUGCGCACUUCGGCCCUACGGCUCAGCCCAGUGAUGGUUCAUCAGGGUCACCCGGAGCCUGUGUAUCAUAUGCAGGGUCUUCACUGACCAACAAAUAUAUACCUCGUGAUAUAUUACUCAUUUAUGGAAAGGACGACUCUGGGAAUUACUUGAUCAAUGGAUACUUGCGUGAUGAGACUUGGGAGUUGAUACAGAAGGUUUUUGAUUCAUAUCAACCUGGAGCAAGUGAAGAGUCAUGA